UGUGUAAAAAUUAAUAAAAUUUGCUUGUUAAACGCUAAAAAUAAUUAAAAAACACAUAUAAAAGCAAUUUGCUGUUUUCAAAUACGUGCAAUAACAAAGAGAACACAAAAGUAAUAGUGGGAAAAGUGAAAAAAAAGCUAGAGUGCUGUGCAGUAACAAGCAACGAGAAAAAAUUCUAGGGCCCGGCAUUAAAAUUGAGCCGCCAAAAAAACGCGAAACAAAAACAAGAAAAUGGAAACUGAAAUAACGCCUGCAGCUGCCACAAAUGGUGAGGCAGGAAGUGGCGAAAAUGUGGCAACUAAGCAAGUGGCCAUAACUGAGCUGGAGGCGGCGUCAUCAAGCAACACCGCUGGGCGGCUUGCCGAAGAAGAAGCAGCAGCAACAGCAGCAACAACAACAACAGGCGCUGCUGAUGUUUAUAUGGAAGAGGGUAAUACGGCUACACCUACAGAGGAUGAUGAAAUGGGCGAGGCUGAAUAUCUAGAGGAUGAGGAUGAGAAUGAGAAUGAUGAGGAGAGCUACGAAGCAGCGGAUAAAGCAAUAGGAGACAAGGAGCAGCCGGCAGCAACUGUUGACAAGCCGGUAGAGGAGGCCGCAGUAGGCGCGGCGGAGCAAAGCGCUGAGCCAGAAGAUGAAGCAACUGCAAAAGAUGCUGAAGCAAAGAAAGUGGCAGAGGGUGAAGACGAUAUCAUAGAAGAGCCUGAGGAGGAGGCUGGUGAUGGUGAUGACGAAGGUGAGCUCAUCGUUGGCGACGAUGCAGAGCAGGCCUUGGCAGUGGCACGUUCGGGUGGCCAAAAGCAAGAGGAGCCCGUUGAUGAGAAUCAGUGUCGCGUCUGCACCAACAAGGAGCAGCUAGUCAGUCUGUUUAACAAAGUGGACAAGGCCAUAACACCAGCGGAUCUGCUGAUGAGCAUUUGCCCCAAUGUGUCCAUAGCAUUGAAGGACUUUAUGCCACAGUUUAUAUGCAGCACCUGUCUGGCAAGCCUGACAAUUGCCAUACAGCUGCGUACGCAGCUGGAAGACACGGAGCGGGAUCUACGCAAGCGAUUGUCGCGCAGCAAGAACAAGGUGCGGCGUCCGCGUGGCUAUGUGGUCAUCGAUGCGCCAGUUUCCGACUCGGCUAGCGACGAGGAUGAGGAGCUAAACGAUGAAGAGUUCAAGGUAUCCGACGAGGAGGCCGUCUCCACCAGUCCGGAUACCGUUUCGUCCGACUCUGAUGCCAGCGAGAAACGCAAGCCGGGCCGUAAGCGUGGCCGCAAGAAGGGCUCCAAGCGUGCUGCGGGCAGCAACAGUGACGAGGAGUUUCAGAAGAAAAAGAGCUCGCUGCAGCUGCCAGCACACGGACCCUUUGAGUGCGAUCAAUGUGAGCUCACCUUUGCCCGCAAGCAAUCCUACAUAAUGCAUCGCAAGACGCACGACUCGCGGCAGCUCUACUCGUGCCAGAUCUGUCAGAAGAAGUUCAAGGUGCAGGGCGCCUACCGCACCCACAUGGAGCGGCAUGCGCAGGAGCGUGCCCACUUUCGCUGCGAGCUCUGUCCGCAGGUCUUCAAGCUGCGUGUCGAGCUCAAGCGCCAUAUGGCCAUGCGGCAUGAUGAGCAUGGCGUCAUGUAUGAGUGCAAGCGGUGCCAGCGCACCUUCCUCACCCAGCAGCGAUUGCAGCGGCAUCAGAGCACCAGUUGUGUGCGCUAUCCUGCCGAGCAGAAAAUGAAACGACACGAGGGACAUCCCAGUCAAGGACGCGAUCUAUUCAAGUCGGUGGCGCCACUAACCACCACCUAUUGGAGCGACAGCUUCUCGGACUAAGUUUUUUAAUUGUGCUUUUUAGUUUAACCGACACAUACGACAUA
Messenger RNA from Drosophila busckii, 1847 nucleotides. RefSeq names its product transcription factor Ouib. Gene Ontology annotation, cellular component: nucleus. The record is from RefSeq and is a predicted model, not a curated record. Gene Ontology annotation, biological process: regulation of transcription by RNA polymerase II. The coding region runs from base 232 to 1803 and encodes 523 amino acids. Lineage: Eukaryota; Metazoa; Arthropoda; Insecta; Diptera; Drosophilidae. Gene Ontology annotation, molecular function: RNA polymerase II transcription regulatory region sequence-specific DNA binding; DNA-binding transcription factor activity, RNA polymerase II-specific; zinc ion binding. The transcript is spliced from 2 exons.